AUGGUUUACUGGUUCGAGCGUCCUUUCCCGUUAGUACCUACGCCGUUCGCUGCACUACCAGAAGGGGAGAAGCAGAAUGUAUGUAAUGAGGCCGCAACAGAGAUGGCACUUGCCCAUAACGUUCUCAUCAGGGGUCUCAAUUCUAUUUAUCACCAAGCGCCUUACGUGAACCCUGAGGAUGUGCAAGACUUCUUGGGUUACGCGAAAAAUUUCGUAAACGUAUUAACAGUACACCACGAUAGUGAGGAGGAUUCAUUUUUCCCCGAGUGCGAAAGAAUGGCUGGACAGGCCGGGAUCAUGCAGAACAACGUCGACCAACACCAGGGAUUCCAUGACGGACUCAUCAGGUUACAGGAAUACCUCACAAGGGCUCUAGCAGGCGAAGAGCCAUAUGACGGGCAUCGAAUUGUGCAGCUAAUCGAUGAUUUUGGGAAUGUCUUGGCCCAGCAUCUUGCUGAAGAAGUUCAAUGCCUGCUUGAUUUGCAAAGAUUUGGGCCAGAGAAAAUGAAAGGUCUCGCUGCUGCGCUGCAAGCUGAGGGUCAGUCAAAUAUCUGGAAGAUUGGUAUCACCGAGGGUAUCGUCUUCGCAUUCCUAGGACACGAUACUACUUGGGAGAACGGCUUAUGGGCACAUUUUCCACCUACGCCUCCAGGGCUGAAAACGCUCAUCAUGAAGGGUUUAUAUUACUGGCGCUCCGCAUGGUGGAAAUUCUCGCCAUGUGAUCAGAACUUCAUGCCGAAACCAGAGCCGUAUGCCCACGCUUGA
Molecule: messenger RNA, 765 nt
Organism: Neoarthrinium moseri
Lineage: Eukaryota; Fungi; Ascomycota; Sordariomycetes; Amphisphaeriales; Apiosporaceae
Exons: 3
Coding region: 1-765 (254 amino acids)
Source: RefSeq, a predicted model, not a curated record